Messenger RNA from Nymphaea colorata (pocket water lily), 1027 nucleotides. RefSeq names its product COP9 signalosome complex subunit 8. Lineage: Eukaryota; Viridiplantae; Streptophyta; Magnoliopsida; Nymphaeales; Nymphaeaceae. The record is from RefSeq and is a predicted model, not a curated record. The transcript has 5 exons. Gene Ontology annotation, cellular component: COP9 signalosome. Gene Ontology annotation, biological process: protein deneddylation; COP9 signalosome assembly. The coding region runs from base 212 to 820 and encodes 202 amino acids.
AUCCAAUUCAUUGGUUCUCGAUCCGAAUCAGAAAGCAGAGGCCGCAGACGAGACGAGGGACGGAAGAAAGGGGGCAGAGGGAAGACGAGACGGCGGGAAGGUGUGUAUCAGGUAGGACCGUAGGAGGAGGAGGGAGCCCGGAAGGUGAAAAGGAGAAACCCCUUGCUAAGGAGGACGAAGGGUUUAGGGAGAAGAGAGGAAGAGGGCGGAGAUGGCGUCUUCUUCUCUGGACCUGACGCCGCUGAAGGACGCUGUUUCCUCCAGGUCUUACGAUAAGAUCGCGGACAUCUGCGACGAGCUACGCCUCCAGGUCGCUUCCCAAGGUAUCUCCUAUGUGGAUGAGUGGCCUUAUGCUAUUCAUCUCCUGGGUUACAUGCUGGUGCAGGAUAUGAAUAGUGCCAGAUUUCUAUGGAAAUGUAUCCCAAACUCAACUAAGGAAGGCCAGCCUGAGCUUGUCGCUGUCUGGGCAAUCGGCCAGCGUCUUUGGACUCGUGAUUAUGCUGGCGUGUACGAAGCCUUUCAUGGUUUUGAUUGGAGCCCAGACAUUCAGGCCCUUGUAUCCACAUUGACAGAGAGGUACAGGAACAGGAUAUUUCAGCUACUCUUGAAUGCUUAUUCGACCAUAAGUGUUGCUGAUACAGCUCGGUUUCUUGGGUUGAGUGAAGACGACGCCACAAAAUAUGCUCUGAAACAUGGCUGGAGUAUAGACCCAACUCUGCAGAUGCUUACAGUGAAGAAAAUGCCGGUGGUCAGUGAGCAGAAACUGGAUCCUGGUAAACUGCAGAGUUUGACGGAGUAUGUUUUCCACCUGGAGCACUGACUUCCUGGAUGUUUCAGUUGGGGUCAAAACAUUACGGUGUGAAACUUGGACCGGGAUAUUGUUGAGAAGAGUUGGUUUUCUGCUUACGAUUUUAUGCGCGUGUACCAAGUCUGUUUUUAUUAUUUUCGCAACUUGAUUUUCCUCACUUCCUCUUUAAUGAAUUGACGACAUUGGUUCUUACGAAAAGAGGGGAUGGGAGAGAGAUUA